Aphanomyces astaci is the source of this 1005-nucleotide messenger RNA. RefSeq lists its product as hypothetical. The transcript has a single exon. Lineage: Eukaryota; Oomycota; Saprolegniomycetes; Saprolegniales; Verrucalvaceae. Gene Ontology annotation, biological process: lipid metabolic process. Bases 4 to 927 code for a protein of 307 amino acids. The record is from RefSeq and is a predicted model, not a curated record.
CUCAUGCCCUUCUCGCCACUUCCAACACCCAUGGCGUAUCUGCCGGCAGGGUGCAUGCGGCUUCUUCUGGUGGUCCUUGCAUAUGGUGUACAUUCCGCAUUGUCAAGUCGCUUGCCCGUGUACGACUUCCGUACGUCGUCGUUGACGCCAGACCCAUUCGCCUACAACGAAACCCACGCAAUAUACGUGGGUCGGAUUGUGUCUGUCGCGUACUGCACCAAGCAGCACGUGCAGAAUUGGACAUGUCCUCCGUGUGAAUACGUCUCCAAGCUACCGGAUUUGAUCGUCAUUAACGACGCCAAGGAAAACUUCCAGGGAAUCCUUGGCUACACGGGCACCCACAUCGUCGUGGCGUUUCGUGGUAGCAUGGACCUGCGCAACUGGAUCGACAACCUGUCGUUCGUCAAGACACAUCCGUGGCCAUCCUUGCCCAAGGUGGCAAUCCACCUGGGCUUUUACUGGGUCUACCAAAGCAUCCACGACCAGCUACUCUUGGCCCUCGCGAGUCUCUUUGCGUUGCAUCCGAGCGCCCCACUGCUCGUUACCGGCCACUCCCUAGGCGCUGCAGUCGCGGCUAUCGCCGUCCUCGAUCUACACGCAAGUCACAACAUCACGGCGUCGGAAAUGCUCACGUUUGGCGAGCCUCGCGUGGGGAAUGCAGCGUUUGUGAUGAGGUUACUGCAAGUGGUGCCCCACGUCCACCGUGUCACACAUUGGCGGGAUAUUGUGCCGCACAUUCCGUUAGAAUGGCAAGGAUUCGUGCACGAGUCUCAGGAAAUUUGGUACACGGAGGACUCGACGGCGUUCAAGUUGUGUGACCCAAACAACGGCGAAGACCCGCUGUGCAGCAAACAAGUGCCCACGAUCAGCAGUUUUGCCGACCAUGUGGUGUACUUGAACAUUACGAUGAGCCACCUCAUCUGUUAGACGACGCAUAUGCACAUAUAUGUCCUUCGAUCUUACAAUAUCUUAACAUAUAUGAAUAAAAACAAAUAUAUAAACUCA